AUGGCCCGCGCCCGCGCCGCCGUCGUGCUCGCCAUCGCAGUCUGCUGCCUCCUCGUGGCCACCGCGCCAGCGCGCCGCCCCGUGGACCUUCCGGCAGCACAGGCGGCCGACGCCGUCGUCCUCGUCGACCGCGAGGCGGCCACCGAGCCCCUGCCCAGGCCGGUGAGGGCUGCCGCGGACUGUGCCGAUGAGCAGGGCACCACCGCGCUUGCUGUGCCCGAGGAGGAGGGCGACGCCGCCCGCGUGGAGGCGACCAGUGGUGGCGCGUCAGCGUUAGAGGUCCGGCCCAGCUCCGAGGAGACGACGACCAUGGAGGGGUGA
This is a messenger RNA of Miscanthus lutarioriparius, 321 nucleotides long. NCBI's taxonomy places the organism in Eukaryota, Viridiplantae, Streptophyta, Magnoliopsida, Poales, Poaceae. The record is from the annotation of a GenBank genome assembly.